Acanthamoeba castellanii str. Neff is the source of this 516-nucleotide messenger RNA. RefSeq lists its product as uncharacterized. The coding region runs from base 1 to 516 and encodes 171 amino acids. Lineage: Eukaryota; Discosea; Longamoebia; Acanthamoebidae. The record is from RefSeq and is a predicted model, not a curated record. The transcript has 4 exons.
AUGGACGACAAGAAGAAGUUCGGCCGCAAGGGCAAGGUCUACGUGAGCUCGGUCAUUGAGGGACCGAUCGAAGCGGUGUGGGGUCGCACCGCCCGCUUCGCCGACGGCUCGUGGAUGCCGGGCGUCUCCGCCAGCGGCUACCUUGUUAAUCGGUGGACCGUGGAUGAAGAGGAGGGGGUGCCCAAGGAGGACAACUCUGUGGGCAAGAACCGGUUCCUGUCCUUCGGCGACCUGCAAGUCGUUGAGACUCUCACCGGCUACUCCUCCACGGAGCACUUCUACAGCUACGCCCUGGUGAAGAAGGACGAGGGGCUCUUCCCGGGUGACUUCAUCAACUACCACGCGCGCAUGUCGUUCAAGCGUGUGACCGACAAGAACGCCACCUUUGCCGAAUGGAGCGCCGAGUUCGAUGGCGAAGAGUCCACCGUGGAAGCUGUGGAGCAGUUCGUCGCGCGGCAGGUGUUCGGUGGCAGCUUCAACAACCUCAAGCUCACCUUCAACUCCGCCGUGCACUAG